AUGUGUGUCCAUGCAUGCGUAAAAGUACAUCAUAUUUAUAGUUCAUCCAUUACUUGCUUCCGAGCGUUGCAGCUUGGUGCAGGAUCCCCUUGUAUGUUGUGAUAAGGUGCAUUAUCAGUAACUAUCACAGAAUUUGGUGGCAAAUUGAGAAUAAGCUGCUGCUUCAAUCAUUUCUCGUAAUUUGAGCUAUUCAUCUCGUCAUGAUGAUUUCCGCUGUUUGUACCUGACUUAAAAGUCAAUAAACCGUCAUUUAUGAAGCCGUCGGAACUACCUGCAUGGAUCAUAGUUAGCAGCUUUCCUUUGGAUAUUUUGGAAAAAAGACCCCACUUACUAGCAUUG
Messenger RNA from Acanthoscelides obtectus, 339 nucleotides. Lineage: Eukaryota; Metazoa; Arthropoda; Insecta; Coleoptera; Chrysomelidae. The record is from the annotation of a GenBank genome assembly.